AUGAAGCACUCCAAUGACGGAGAGAGAAUAUGCAAUGAGCUGAGCUCAUCUCCGCUGUGGUCUUCGAUCAACAUGAUGUCUGCCAUAGAUACGCGUACAUCUGUGUACCAACCAGCACAACUACUGAAUUGGAUCUAUAUGUCUCUACAAGACUCCCACCAGACCAAUGACUUCGAUGCGUUCAGACCGGAUUCGGAGAGUUCUCCACCGGACCUGAACAACUACGAACAGCGGUCCGCUGCCGCUGUCGACCUGAGCUCUGCGCUCAACUCAAACUAUCUUAACAACUUCAUGCAACUUCAGAGGAAUGAGGCCUUAAACAACAAUUUGUAUAGAAGGUCCUCUCCUUACGGCUCGCUCAGCAACAUCGUAGACGGCUUGACUUCUCUGACGGACCACUUCUCUGACCUUUCCCUCGCCUCUGAGUCACGCAAACCGAGCAAGCGACCGCCGUCCAACUACCUGUGCCAUCUCUGCUUCAACAAAGGACAUUACAUCAAAGACUGCCCGCAGGCUCGGCCGAAAGGGGAAGGCCAGACCCCAUAUCAGGGCAAGAAGAGAUGUUUCGGCGAAUACAAGUGCCCUAAAUGCAAGAGGAAGUGGAUGAGCGGGAACUCUUGGGCCAACAUGGGACAAGAAUGUAUCAAGUGCCACAUCAACGUUUACCCUCACAAGCAGAGACCUCUGGAGAAACCCGACGGGUUAGAUGUUUCAGACCAGAGCAAGGAGCACCCACAGCACCUGUGUGAAAAAUGCAAGGUUCUCGGCUACUACUGUCGUCGCGUGCAAUAA
Molecule: messenger RNA, 792 nt
Organism: Salvelinus namaycush (lake trout)
Lineage: Eukaryota; Metazoa; Chordata; Actinopteri; Salmoniformes; Salmonidae
Product: zinc finger CCHC domain-containing protein 24-like
Exons: 5
Coding region: 1-792 (263 amino acids)
Molecular function (GO): zinc ion binding; nucleic acid binding
Source: RefSeq, a predicted model, not a curated record